AUGAAUAGUGUCAAAACGGAUAAAACUACCCGGGCGGGUCCCAGCCAUGCUGGGGAAUCCCGUGGCCGCUCACAAGGCGGUCGGCCCUGUGUAUACGGGGGGGCCAACACUAUUCCGCGGUCUCGACCGCGCCACGACGACAAAUGCAAACCCACAACGGACUCGAAUUCGCUCUACGAUACGGAACAUGACGAACAGGAGGUGGAGGCCUGUGCCCCGAAGGUACACGCCGAAACCAGCGACCACAGCAAGAAAAUGACGGACUCUGAACUGGGGUCGGAGGCUUCUGCAACCUCUGCGUUGCCGGAUAAGAAGGUUCGACCCAAACCAACACGCAAGCGCCGGAAAGAGAUUGCCUCUCUGCAUGAGAACUCUUCUCUUUCGGAGGAGGAAGUGGCCCCAGCGCCUAAAUUCAGCACUGCCCGCCGCGGUAAGAAGGUCGGCAGUGGCCAGCGGGCGGACUAUUAUAGGAGAGUGGAGGAGCUGGAGGAGCUCGACUUUAAUGCCGACCUCGAUAGGAGGGCCAAAGCCAGUCUGGUCCGCCGAGAAAGGAGUCAGGCGGGUUCAAUCUCGCCGAACCUUGAAGAUCCCAAGUCCAAGGUGGACUAUGAGAGGCUGGACCUGGAGCAGCUGAGGGCUCGCGGGGGACUGUUUGUCUCCGAGAUCGCCCGCGUCUCUCAGGCAUCCGGACGUUUACAGGGUCCUCUGAAAGGAGCCCUCAACAGGUCAGCGGAUAACCUCGCCGGCAUCCUCGACCAGCUGGCAGCCCGCUCCGAGACGGAGGAAAACCGCCGGCUGAGGAUCGACAACGCCAACUUGAGGCGAGAAAUGGAAAGUCUCCAUGUGGAGAUCCGCGCCCUUAAGCGCGAGAUGGCGGAGCUGACUGCCAAUGUCGGCAAAAGGAAUGUGAUGCCCCCGCCGGCGGUCCCGUCAACUCACGAGGACGACAUGGAGGCCCAGACCCACGAGGACGAGAUGGAGGCCCAGGCUCCCGCGAGAGACCCCCUCCCCCAGGGCGCAUUAUGCGCCCAAUCUAUAGAGGAGCUCCUGCAGAUGGCCUGCCAAAGAGCUAUAGACUCGGCGGCCAAGCUCAUAGACGCCAGACUCGGAGAUCUGGAGAGCCGUUUGCCGCCCCAGAGGACCCUCCGCCCCCCACUAGCGUCUGACUCAAGAACUGCCUCGGCCCCUACGGCAAGCUCAGCCCCUGCAGCAGGGCCAACCCCUGGACCGAAGCGGAAGCGCACGGCGGCUAGGCCGCCGCCCCCAUCCCAGCCGGAGCCGGUGGCUUCCAGCCAGGAGGUCAGGGCGACGACCUCGACUGCCCCACCAGCGGAGACAUGGGCCACCGUGACGCGGCGAGGGAAAAAGGGAAAACCCCGGUCUGCGGCAGCUUCCCAGCCGGCCCCUGCGCCCAAGACGGCCCCGACGGCACCCAAACCUAAGCCGAAGGUGAAGUUAACCCCUCCCCGCAGCGCAGCCAUUGUUGUGACGCUGCAACCUGAGGCGGAGAAGAGAGGGGCAACUUAUAAGAAGGUGCUCACCAAGGCCAAGGCUGCAGUGGACCUAGCUGAGCUGGGAAUCCCGAACAUUAAGGUCACUGACUCGGCGACCGGAGCUCGCCUAAUUGAGGUUCCAGGCGCCGAGUCCAAGGACAAGGCAGACAAGCUGGCCAUUCAGCUGAGGGCGGCUCUCGGUGGCGACGUAAUCGUCACCAGGCCUGAAAAGCGCGCAGACAUGCGCAUUAUCGGCCUGGACGAAUCAGUCACCAGAGAGGAGGUUGCCGAAGCGGUGGCCAGCAGGACAGGCUGCUCUCAGGAGGCAGUGAGAGUGGGGGAGAUUCGGCGCAGCACCCGUGGUGAGGGAACUACCACGAUUAGCUGCCCAGUCGUAGCGGCCAAAGCCCUGUCGGAGGCCGGUCGCCUUCUUGUGGGCUGGUCCUCGGCCCGUGUACAGGUUCUGGAUCCUCGCCCGAUGCGGUGCUUCAAGUGCAUGGGCCUUGGACACACCCGGCAGCUGUGCCCCUCUACAGUGGACCGAAGCGGCCUAUGCUUCCGGUGCGGCAAUCCGGGACAUAAGGCUGCGGAUUGUGACGGUCAGGCGCACUGCGCUGUCUGUGCCGAGGCCGGUUGCGACAUCAGCCACCACAUGGGGGGAAGAAAUUGCAAACCCCCCCAGAAAAGAGGGAAAGCAGUUCCGAGGGUCUCAACCCCCUUGAUAGAGGAGCACCACGAGCGGUGCGAGGAGGCGAACCUCAACCACGCUGCUGGGGCGCAGGAUCUCUUUCUACAAUCCCUGGCAGCGUGGAACAUUGACGUGGCGGUGGCCUCGGAGCCGUACUGGGUUCCCCCGCAACCGCAUUGGGUAGGCGACGCCGCAGGGGAUGUGGCAAUCAUAUGCCGGAAUGGGCCCGCCACUACUCCUCUUAAUCUGAGAGACCGCGGCCCUGGUUUUGUGACGGCCCAAUGGGGGAGAUACGCGAUUGUCGGCGUUUAUUUCUCCCCCAACAAGCCCCUGUCGGCCUUCGAGACUUUUCUCGGCGUCUUGGGUCCCGCGAUUCGUCGGCUGGCGCCGCUCCAGGUCAUCCUCAUGGGCGACCUGAAUGCGAAAUCGCGUAUGUGGGGCGGGAACUUCACCGAUGUGAGAGGUAGGGCCCUCGAGGACUGGGUGGCCGAACUAGGGCUGUCCGUUCUGAACACCGGGACAGCCCAUACCUGCGUCAGGGCACAGGGUGGCUCAAGGGUGGAUGUGUCUUUCGCCACCCCUGCGGUCGCCCAACGCGUCGUCAACUGGCGGGUGAUGGAGGAGGAGACUCUCUCGGACCAUCUCUACAUCCGGUUCGAGGUCUCUCCCUCCACCACUCCCCGAGCGCCUCGUCGUACUGGCCACUCGGCCUUUCCUAGGUGGGCCACAACCAAGCUGGACAAAGAAAAGGCCGAAGAGGCGGCCAUUGUCCAGGCCUGGUGCAGCAAGGGGAGUCCUCAUCCCUCCGAUGCCGACGCCGGUGCCGCCUGUCUCCGAGCGGCAUUGACUCAGACGUGCGAUGCGGCAAUGCCGAGAGCCCAACGCACUGGCAACAGACGGCAGGUUUACUGGUGGUCUCAGGAAAUAGCGGACCUCCGGGCCACCAGUAACGCGGCAAGGAGGGCCUAUUUGCGCCACCGUCGUCGCGCAACACGGGACCCAGUGGAGGAGGAGCGCCUGCGCGUGGCCUACAAGGAGGCCAAGAGGACGCUCCAGGUGGCCAUCAUGGAGGCUAAGGCGGCAGCCCACAACGAAAUGCUGGAGGAGCUCGACGGUGAUCCGUGGGGGCGGCCAUAUCGCGCAGCGCGGAAUAAGCUGCGCGGACAGUCGGCGCCAGUCGCGGAGACCAUAGAGCCAGACCUCCUGCGGCGGGUGCUGGGGUCCCUGUUUCCCCAACAAGGGGACUUCCGUGCCCCGGCUCCUGUCCGCAGCCGUAGAGCCCAAUCACCGGAGCCUCCAACCCCCCCGGUGUCAAUGGUAGAGGUUGGUGUCGCCCUCGACCGACUCCACGGCAGCAGGAAGGCCCCAGGCCCAGAUGGGGUCCCAGGGAAGAUCCUCCGCCUGUUCAUGCAGGUGGAAGAAAAUGAGGACCGUCUUCGGGAACUCUUUGACCUGGUGUUCAGAACCAGUCAGUUCCCGAAGAUCUGGAAGGAUGGCCGGCUAUGCCUGCUGAGAAAGGAGGGUCGGCCGCCCGACUCCCCCUCUGCGUACAGGCCCAUCGUGCUGCUCGAUGAGGCGGGGAAGGUCCUCGAAAGGAUCAUCGUUUCCCGCCUCACCAAGCACCUGAAUGACGUGGGCCCCAACCUGUCGGAGCGGCAGUUCGGCUUCAGGGCGGGGCGCUCUACACUUGACGCCUUGUCCGCCCUGAAGUCAAAAACAGAGGAGGCUGUAUCCCGCGGCGAAAGGGCACUGGCGGUGUCGCUGGACAUCGCCAACGCCUUCAAUAGUCUGCCCUUUGACACGAUAGUGUCGGCGCUUCAUUAUCACGGAGUGCCGGCCUAUCUCAUCAGGAUAGUGGCGGACUACCUGCGGGACCGACAGGUCAGUCUUGUUGGCGCGGAUGGGGAGCUGGUCCAGCAGCGGAUUUUCCGCGGGGUCCCCCAGGGGUCGGCCUUAGGGCCGACUCUUUGGAACAUUGCCUACGACAGUGUGUUGCGGUGCAGGCUCCUUAGAGGGACGAGCCUGCUUUGUUACGCCGACGACACACUUGUCGUGGCCACAGGAAGGGCCCUGCCGGAACUCUGCCUGCGGAUAGAGGCGGCCACCGAAAUGGUUGUAGCCCGUAUCAGGGCGGCGGGCCUGGAAGUGGCCCCCCAUAAGACCGAGGCCCUAAUGUUUCACGGGCCUCGGAAGGGACCGCCACCAGGUGCCCACCUCAAUAUAGAGGGUGUCCGUGUGCGGAUAGGGGGCCAGAUGAAGUAUCUGGGCCUAGUGUUGGACGGGCGGUGGAACUUCCACGCCCAUUUCGAGGGCCUGGCCCCCAAACUUACAGGGGCGGCAGCUGCAUUGGGCAGACUGCUGCCUAACACGCGGGGCCCCAGCGUGAGCUGUCGCAAACUCUACGCUGGGGUUAUAAAGAGCAUGGCCCUAUACGGGGCUCCCAUAUGGGUGGGUUCUCUCGACAGAGAGAACCGUGCCGCUCUGCGGCGCCCGCAGCGCACCAUCGCUUUGCGGGCGAUAAGAGGGUACCGUACCGUAUCACACGGUGCGGCGUGCGUUUUGGCCGGGCUCCCCCCAUGGGAACUCGAAGCAGAGGUCCUCGACGUGGUCUACCAAUUCAGAACGUCGAGGCGCGAGGCAGGGGAGCGCCCGGCAUACGAGGAGGUGGAGCGCGUCCGCGAGCUUGCCCGAGAGGAGCUUCUGCGGCGCUGGGAGCGGGAGUUGGUAGACUGCCGCUAUGGCGUGAGAACCAUAGAGGCGAUCCGCCCGGUCCUGGACCAGUGGGUGCAUCGGAGGCACGGCUUCCUCACCUAUCGUCUGGUGCAGGUGCUAACUGGACACGGAUGCUUCGGUUGGUACCUGCAUCUGAUCGGUAGAGAGCCGAGCCCUGAAUGUCACGAGUGCGGCGCUGCGGAAGAUACGGCUCAGCACACCCUUGAGGUGUGCCCAGCAUGGGUCCAGCAGCGCCGGGCUCUGACUGCGGUGACUGGUCCGGACCUCGCGCUCCCCAGCGUCGUGGUUGCGAUGCUCCUGGGCGAGAGCGCGUGGGACGCCAUGGUCUCCUUCUGCGAAGAGGUGAUGCUGCAGAAGGAGACCGCGGAACGGGCUAGGGAAGUAGAUCCCGAAGCCCACGCGCUCCGGCGCAGACGGCCGGGGGGAAGAAGGAGGAGAUUCGCUCGCCUCCUUCCGCCUCCCUAG
Molecule: messenger RNA, 5379 nt
Organism: Ostrinia nubilalis (European corn borer)
Lineage: Eukaryota; Metazoa; Arthropoda; Insecta; Lepidoptera; Crambidae
Exons: 2
Coding region: 1-5379 (1792 amino acids)
Molecular function (GO): catalytic activity; zinc ion binding; nucleic acid binding
Source: RefSeq, a predicted model, not a curated record